GAUCCACUGAACAGUAACGUGGUGGUACAUCCUAGUGGCGGCUGAAAGCAAUGGGCUGAACCCCUGCUUGGGGGUUGACUCUCACACGCAGCGCAGUUCCCCCCACACACACAGAGCCGUGCCCAACCGCGAAACACCGACACUGCCUGGCGGGGCUGCCACGAGAUAACUUCAAAGUUGGCGUCGAUUCGAUCCCGCGAGCCGAGCGCGGAGAAGACACCGGGAGAAGCUUUAAUUCUGGAGAACAAACUGUGUCGGUGGUGUUUUGGUCACCGUCUAUCCAUAAAGAAGCCACUUUUUUUUUUUAGGGGGGGAGAGAGCGCACUGAAGCGAGAGCGCAACCGGGAGCUAAAACACGGCGAGAGGAGGAGGAGGAGAAGGAGGAGGAGGAGGAGUGUGAGAGCAACUUCACCGCGAUCAGAAACACCGAGGCGACUUCUCCUGCGUGCCGGACUUUUUUCAUCACACUGACAACCCCGUGGUUACCCGAGAGGACGGAGGACCGCCGCUCUCCCGGACGACGUGCGUCAAAGUUUGGAGAGCCGCAGCCGCGCCAUUAGAAACGACAAAAGAAAAACCAAAAAACAAAACUGUAACAAUUUAUUGCCAUUGUCAGUAACUCGCCCGCGUAUCAAAUCAAACGACACCUACUUUACCCGGGAGAUGUCCAUCAAUUGAAAACUUUAAAGCCCUGAAACAUCCCAGAGACUGUAAACGUCGCUUCUUUUUGAGUCCGCUUCACAGAGGAGGUACGUGUUCAGCUUGGCAAGAAAGAAGUUACCGAGAGAGAGAAAGAGAGAGAGAGCGAGAGAGAGAAAGAGGAGUGAGCCCAGAUCUGGAGUCGGGCUGUGGAGAGAGGACGCGCUCUGAAGCCGAGAGGCAGAGGUGGGAUCGUAAAGGUCAACAUGAUGAAGAUGAGAGACAUUUGGUGAAGAAACGCGCCGGUGAAGCUUAGCACUUGCGAGUCAGUGCGCCCAGUGAAAGGAGGAGGAGGAGGAGAGGGAGGAGGAGGAGGAGGAGGGGGACAGGAGCCUGGCGUUCCCCGCUGGAGACCCCCCUGUGAACCGGGCAUAACAAGAGAUUUGGCGUGUUGUGUUGUGUUGUUGGGGGGAGGCUGGAUGGCAAAGAGAAAAGAGACGGAUAAAGUCUGAGAGUGAAGCGGCUAAUUGCUUAGUCCGUCCCUCAUUACCAUAUCCAAUGCGCGUCCGCUGGACUCCAGCCAAUCCUCCCCACCUUCACACGGUGCCAUUAAUCGCGGGGCAUUAUUCACUAUCAUAAUUAUUAUACCGACAUGCGCAAUCCGACGCACGGCAACAGCAGCGACAGCGGCAACACUGGCUAAUUUCACAUUUUUCCCCCUCCUGUCUCGCCGCCACCAGACUGUUUGCGAACUUUUUGCGCGUCGAUCCGCUCGCUCUCCGCUGAUGUAUCUGCACAACGCGGAGACAUCCCGGAGCGCACACGCAGCCGCAUCGCCCGCACCGACGCCAGCAGCAUGUCCCGACGCAAGCAAGCCAAGCCGCAGCACCUGAAGUCGGACGAGGAUCCCGCACUGGCCGGGGUGAUCUCCGAGCACGCCCGAGGUGAUGUGCUGGAAGACGCAGACAGCGGAAACGAGAGCCGCAGCGGCAGCGAGGAAACCCACGUCUGCGAGAAGUGCUGCGCCGAGUUCUUCAAGUGGUCCGACUUCUGUGAACAUUUAAAAAGCUGCACCAAGAACCCCCUGGUGCUCAUAGUGAAUGACAAUGAGGACACGCCAAACCCUCCCCAGGAGUACACCUCCGAGCCCUCCCCUGUGCCCAGCUGCCCGAGCGAGCAGGCUGACAGCGAGGACCCCCGGGAGGGCGGCCACAGUCCUGCCGGUGAGGGGGAUGACAUCCCAGAGACAGCUACCUUAAAUGGGGUCGUUGUCCUGGAAAAGGAGGACGAGCAGAUGGAGCUGGAGCUUUCUCCGGAAAAAAUUAUGGAUCCUGAAGAGAUAGAUGUGACAUCCCCUGAGCCAGACGGCUCCCUACCUCAGCUCAAUGAUGUCGUACCCUCUGCUGUUACAAGCUACGCCAUGCCAAGUACCAACGUCACCCUGGAGACCCUGCAUGGCACCCGGGUUGCCGUGGCCCAGUUUUCACAGAGUGUCAGGGCGGCGGCGGGCAGUGGGGUUUCCACCAUGGCUAUUCCCAUGAUCCUGGACCAGCUGAUGGCCCUCCAGCAGCAGCAGAUUCAUCAGCUGCAGCUAAUAGAACAGAUACGCAGUCAAGUAGCCCUCAUGAACAGACAGUCUGCCCCGCAGCCUGCGCUCAACCACCAUCACAGCACCGCUGCUGGGAGCCAGGGCCCCGGAUCCUCCUGUGUCCCCCCUGUUGCAAGUCAGCUUCAGCUGCACAACUUCAUCACUCCUCCCGUCCAUCAGCUGCCCGUUAGGCUGCCGGCCACUCUCAACGGUCAAGGCCCUUCACCUCUGACCUCAGCAAUAGAAGGCUCUCUGACUCAGACACAGCAGAGCGGCGGUCAGCAGCCCAGCGCUUCGAUUCCAAACACAUCCUCAAACAAUCCGGCGUUUCCGCCAGCAAACGCUACGGGAUUGUCGUCUCUGCUUCCCUCCUGCUCAUCCUCGGUCACAAACAACAACAUUAGCACUAGUAGUAGCGUAACAGGAGGUGGUGGCAUUAGCAGUAGCUCAGCUCUUCCAAGGAAUUCCACCUCCCCUUCCUCACUCAGUCACAGCAGCCUCCUGAGCUCUGCCUCAAGUCUACCGCUGAUACCUCACAGUUCUUCGAGCAGCGUGAUCUUCCCUAAUCCGCUGGCCAGCAUAGCAGCCACAGCCAAUGCGCUCGACCCCCUGUCUGCUCUCAUGAAGCACCGCAAGGGGAAGCCCCCGAAUGUGUCUGUGUUUGACACCAAGCCCAGCUCUGAGGACCCCUUCUUCAAGCAUAAGUGUCGGUUCUGUGCCAAGGUGUUUGGCAGUGACAGCGCCCUGCAGAUCCACCUGCGUUCCCACACUGGAGAAAGACCCUACAAAUGUAACAUAUGUGGCAAUCGAUUCUCCACCAAGGGAAAUCUGAAAGUUCACUUCCAAAGGCAUAAAGAGAAAUACCCACACAUUCAGAUGAACCCUUACCCUGUGCCAGAGUACCUGGACAAUGUGCCCACGAGCUCAGGCAUCCCCUAUGGCAUGUCGUUGCCACCAGAAAAACCUGUAACCACGUGGUUAGACAGCAAACCGGUCCUUUCCACCGUUCCCACCUCUGUCGGGCUCCAGCUGCCUCCCACACUCCCGAGUAUGAUAGGAGGUUUUGGUGAGUCUCCAAGUCUCACGCCACUCAACAGGUCUCCGCAGAGGCCAUCGCCGCCUUCAAGUGAGUGUGCAUCUUUGUCCCCAAAUAUUAUCACUGACUCUGGCAUGACCAUGACUUCUCCGUCACCGAAACCCAGCCUGGGGAGUGAUGCACCUCCUCUCUUAAAACCCGAAGGCAUUCUCUUGCCGCCAAGCUGCUCUACUCGGCCGGGAGAUAACACAACCACCACGUCUACAGUAACUCAAGUGCUUCUUUCCACUACGGUCCCCUCCACAACAUCGUCCAGCAGCGGCCAGGCCACUGAGCCCAUUGGCAGCCCCAGUUCAGCUUCUAAUUCUGUCUCUCAUCCUGUUCUUCCCAUGCUUUCAGACCAGUUUAAGGCCAAGUUUCCCUUCGGAGGCCUCCUAGACUCUAUGCAAACCUCAGAGACAUCAAAGCUACAGCAGCUUGUUGAGAAUAUUGACAAGAAGAUGACCGAUCCCAACCAGUGUGUCAUUUGUCACCGCGUUCUGAGCUGCCAGAGUGCUCUAAAGAUGCACUAUCGUAUCCACACCGGUGAGAGACCUUUCAAAUGCAAGAUAUGCGGGCGGGCGUUCACCACAAAGGGAAACCUGAAAACACACUUUGGUGUCCACAGGUCUAAACCUCCACUCCGAGUCCAGCAUUCCUGCCCCAUCUGUCAGAAGAAAUUCACCAAUGCUGUCGUGCUGCAGCAGCACAUCCGCAUGCACAUGGGCGGCCAGAUCCCCAAUACCCCCGUCCCCGAGAGCCUGCAGGAGAUGGAAACAGACCUCUCCUUUGACGAGAAGAGCCUAGAUGCGAUGAGUAAUUAUGAUGAUGACCUCCUGGAUGAAAUGGAGCAGGCUAUGGACGAUGAACCAGACAUAAAAGAAGGUGAAAUGGACCCGUGUAAGCCUUAUUCGCCUGGAAGCUCCCCACCAACUUCCAUCAUGUCCAGUAUCGCCGCGAUGGAGAACCAGAUGAAGAUGAUUGACUCCACUGCCAGCAUGACUCGCUCAUUUGGUCAGAAGCCUACUCUGAACGGCAGCAGCUUCGGAGGGGAGACUGAUUGCUUCGCCGCUGAUUCCCUAUCUGCAGUGGGGGAUGCUGAAGGUCAGAGCUUGGGGAGCCCCGCUUUGUCUGAGUCCUCCGGUUCCAUGCAGCAUUUGUCCCCGGCUCACAGCCAUUCUGAGAGCCAGCGGUCCAAGUCCCCCGCCACACUGAACAAUAACAGCAGCAGUGCCAUGACCGCAGAGGAGGGCCAGGAGAACAAUAUUGCCGGCUUGGCAACGGUGAAGUCCGAAAAAUCAGAGACCCCAUCUCCGCUUUCUGCGACCGAAGGCACCGGGGCCCUCGACCUGACUGCCACUCAACCCGGCAGACACUUUAUCAAGGAGGAAAGCCACUUCAACAUGCUGUUUCUGAGCAGAGAACGAGGGCUGAGCACUCCCAGUUUGGCCAGCACGGCAUCAAACAUGAUCAAAAUGGAGAUGAAUGGUCACGGCAAGUCAAUGUCUCUGAGUGAAAACUCUCACCUGCCGGUGGGCAUCCAGGUUCCAGCGGCAGGACCCCCAACCACCAUGAGCCCCAGCAUCAACCCCAUGUUGGCUCCCCCGCCUCCGCGACGCACCCCCAAGCAGCACAACUGCCAGUCGUGCGGGAAGAAUUUCUCCUCGGCCAGUGCCCUGCAGAUCCACGAGCGCACGCACACCGGGGAAAAGCCUUUUGCCUGCUCGAUUUGUGGAAGGGCUUUCACCACGAAGGGCAACCUGAAGGUUCACAUGGGAACCCACAUGUGGAACAAUGCUCCGGCGCGGCGGGGCCGGCGGCUAUCGGUGGAGAAUCCCAUGGCCCUGCUGGGCGGGGACGCCAUGAAGUUCAGCGAGAUGUUUCAGAAGGACCUGGCCGCCCGGGCCAUGAACGUCGACCCGGGCUUCUGGAACCAGUACGCGGCCGCCAUCACCAACGGCCUCGCCAUGAAGAACAACGAGAUCUCCGUCAUCCAGAACGGAGGCAUCACCCAGCUGCCCGUCAGCCUGGGCGGGGCGGGAAUCACCUCGCUGGGAGCCAUGCCCGGAGGAAUGGACCGUGUUCACGGCGGCGGCAGCCCCCCCAUGGGCGGCAUGGAGAAGACUGGUCUGGAGGUCCCGGGCAGCCGACCCUUCUCUAGGUUUAUGGAGGAGAACAAAGAAAUCGGGAUCAAUUAAAGAUACUUUUCCGUGUUAUUCCAAGGUAGGCAUUCGGCAAAGACAGUGAGGAAGAAACUGCUGAUCCAGUCUGAACUCAUGCGUACUAUAUUAUGUACAGAUUAAAUAUUUUUUGUUUGGUUUUGGAAAUAUAGUAUUUAGUAUUGAUUAGAAGUCUUUGCCUUUCACCCAUUCCCUCCUCACUUGAUAUUUCGCUUAUACGAAGAUACUUUGUCUCUUGUUUGAGAAUAUGUCGUCUUGCAAGAUUUGCAUGGUACUUAUGGUUUUUAUCAGUAUGUUUGACUGCUUUUUGCCAGUUCCUUUGAAAAACCACGGUCCCGCCUCGGUGACAGUGGGCAAACGUUUUAUCUGGAAAGGACUGAAACAAACAAAAAAAAAAAAAGGACAGUUUUGUUGAAGGAAGGUGGGACUUUUUGCCCUGCAGCCUUGUUUUUGGUUGCUCUUUUAAGCAUUAAAGGGCCGUGGAUAGACUGAAGAAAAGACUGAAGUAUAGUGUUUCUGUGCUCGCCUGAUCUUUUUUUUUUUUUUUUUUCUCAUGAACUAGAAAACUUGAAAAAAACGUUUGAACUAUUUUAAUCUUUACAUUUAGUCUCCCAGCAUUGUCUUAUAAUAUUGUCCUGUGUCUUUAGUAUUUAUGAUAUUGACAAAAAAAGCGGGUAUACAAAAAUAUAUUUAAUGGCCCAAGCAUUUUAUUGAUCCAUUUUUUUCUAAACUGCAGGCUUCACUGAUGAAUAUCUCUUUCAAUAAAGACAACAUGUCGUUUGAGUUGAACAACAGGAGAAAAACGGUAGGUUUUAUUUGGAUAUCUGUUGAGACUAUGUGUAUCUCGUUACAUGGUAAACAGGCUAGAGAUAUCCGAAGCUGCUAUGACCACGACCCUGCUUUUAACCUUUGUAAAAAGAGUAAAAAAAAAAAAAAGAAAGAAGUGAUCCUUUUGAAGAAAUAUCUAUGUAUA
This is a messenger RNA of Salarias fasciatus (jewelled blenny), 6455 nucleotides long. RefSeq names its product spalt-like transcription factor 3a (gene sall3a). Bases 1496 to 5500 code for a protein of 1334 amino acids. Gene Ontology annotation, molecular function: RNA polymerase II cis-regulatory region sequence-specific DNA binding; DNA-binding transcription factor activity, RNA polymerase II-specific. Gene Ontology annotation, biological process: regulation of transcription by RNA polymerase II. NCBI's taxonomy places the organism in Eukaryota, Metazoa, Chordata, Actinopteri, Blenniiformes, Blenniidae. Gene Ontology annotation, cellular component: nucleus. The record is from RefSeq and is a predicted model, not a curated record. The transcript has 4 exons.